This is a messenger RNA of Ustilago hordei, 3741 nucleotides long. RefSeq lists its product as uncharacterized. NCBI's taxonomy places the organism in Eukaryota, Fungi, Basidiomycota, Ustilaginomycetes, Ustilaginales, Ustilaginaceae. Gene Ontology annotation, cellular component: cell septum; cytoplasm. The coding region runs from base 1 to 3741 and encodes 1246 amino acids. Gene Ontology annotation, biological process: establishment of cell polarity; positive regulation of G2/M transition of mitotic cell cycle. The transcript has a single exon. The record is from RefSeq and is a predicted model, not a curated record.
AUGACCGCAGCCCCAGUGCGAAUCACAGAUGACGAGCUAGCUCGCGAGGUCGAAGCGCUCAAGUCACAUCGCAGGCUUUCUGUCAACAGACCUGUCCUCGAUCCAGACCUUCCUGACCUUGCAGCGGCCUACGGAGGUGGACAAGAGCUUCUCUCUGUGCCCUCGCCUGAACGCGAACGACGCGGCUACAGUCUGGUAGAUGAUGGUGCAGUACCAACACGCAGUCCCUCCUCCUCCUCGUCUACUUCACCCAUAUCUCCCGGCAAAAGCUUCAGCAAAGAACGUGCUCCCUUCACCGCACGACGCCGCGGUCAAGGCUCUGAUCAGUCUUCCGGCUCAGAAGGUCUCACUGCAUCUCCGACUCGACUCUCGCCCGUCUCGGGGUCUCCGACCAACGAUGCAUUCGACUCGAGAGGCUUGCUGACCUCGCCUACCAGCAUGAGUUCCUCCAGCUCGCAUUCACAGUCGCAAUCGCCAAAGGAUCCCAGUCAUCUAUUCUGGGUACCCGCAUCAGUGCAUCCCGAGAUCUCGCCCACCGACUUUCGCAACUUUAUCAAGGAGCAUGCCGCUCGCGCUGUCAACCAGCAUACUGGCCAAGAUGAGCAUCUGACGAAUGACACUCUGCCUCCGCUAGCUGUCGGCGAUUCGCCCAUCGCACAGCGACUCAACUCGGUCCGACAACAGCAGCAAGAGCGUCAAAGUCAGCAGUCAGGUGAUACCCGCGGUACCCUCAUUGGUCGCGCUACUUCGCUCUCACGACGUGGUAGUACGCUCCGACGACAGUACCGACCAGAGAAUGAUAUAGACGAUGGCGAGGAAGAUAAAACGCCACGGCCUUUGCAGCGCAAUCGAAGCGGCUUGAUUCGAGGCACCUAUGGUCUGGCUAUUCCCAACUUGACCAUUGAUGAUCUGCAACGCUUGGAAGCAGCCGCGGAGGAAGCUAGUCAAACGCAGGACCCUGCAAUGUUGCGCAGCGUGCUCCGACGAACGCUCAGUCUCAACACCACGCCGGAUAUGGAUACGAUGGAUGCUGUGCCUUCGGAGCCGAUCGAGGAUCCCGAUGCGCCUAUCAUUGUUCCCAAGCCGGGCCAGAUCUUACGGAGAGCAGCACGCACCAAGAUGCGCAAAGCGUCUGGAGAUGCAUCGAGGGCAAGUCUUGCUUCUCGAAGACGUCCGCCUCGCAGCUCGACAGAUGCAGAUGCAGUUGCGGUCUCAGAGGGCAGUCGAGCUUGGGAAUUGCAAAAGAGCGAUGCUGAGGAUAUGGAGAGGCGGCAUAGUGGCCAGUCCGAGCUGUCGUCAGGUGCAGAUGACGAUUCGUCUGCUGGUGAUAGCUCUUCAAGGCCCGUUUCGACCGAAGCGAUGGAUUCGAUUGUUGAUGCUUACUCGAGAGACUCGUAUCAGUCGGAUGCUUCGCAGCGGACGAGUGUUACUUCAGUUGUUGAUGCUAAGACGUAUGACGGCAAUGUGUCAGGUGGAUCGGGAGGCAGAGUGGAGGUAGAGAGUCCUUCGCUGCCUCACACGCCAACGCAGGAUUCGUUUACGACGCUAGCGGCGCCUUUGCCUGCUAUUGACGGAGCGGACUGCAAGACUGGACCGAUUCAGCCUCCUCUGCAGUCGACAGAGUCGCCAGAGACACCGAGGCCGGAUAGCAAGGUCAACAACAACCAGAUCAAGCCGAUUGCUGUAUCGCACCUCCCACCUACGCCAGCGUUUGAGAAGACGAGGCCUCAGCAACAGCAGCAGCAGAAGGUCUCAACUCGGCCAACAUCAGCCAGCAGUCAAGGCUCGUACACCGCAGAGCCGGCGCCACUUCCUGUUGCUCAGUCGCAGCAAGCGCCGCGUCGUGAUGCACAGCCCGUGCCAUCGGCUAAGUCGCAAGUCGCGCCUAUGGUCGCUGGCCCUCCUCAACAGCAGCAGCACCAGCCACCGCGACCACCUCUCCAGCAACAACAGCUACAGCAACAACAGCUACAGCAGCAGCAGCAGCAGCCUGUGCAACCACCAUCAACACCACCUGCCACGAGUCACGCCCACGCUCACACCAAGCACAAAGAAAAGGAACGCAAAGGUGCAUUUGGUCUCUCCUGGUUCGGUCUUGGCAAGGAUGACGAGGAGGAACGAGCAAAGCUCGAAGAAAAGUCUCAACGCAAACGUGAGAAGCACGAGAAGCGUGAACGCAAAGAACGUGAACGUGAAGAGCGAGAGAAGGAGGAACAGCACAGCUCUUCCAGCUUCCUCGGUGCUCUCUUUGGCAAGAAGAAGGGUCACGAUGAGUCUCAUCACCAACAAUCUCUCGCCGGACCACGACCUGCCAUGAACGGACAGUUGACUGCCGGAAGUCUGUUGGAGAGAAACGAGAUGUGUGGCAAAGGUGGAUACUUUUAUUCGAGGUACCCUAUUCAUAUUGAACGCGCUGUUUAUCGAUUGAGUCAUAUCAAGUUGGCUAAUCCGAGAAGGCCGUUGUAUGAGCAGGUGUUGAUUAGUAAUUUGAUGUUCUGGUAUCUUAGUGUUAUUAAUAGAGGUGGUCAGCAGUAUGGGCAGCAGCAGCAGACGGCAGGGCAGGUGGUGCAGGGUCAGGGAGCGGAACAGAACGGAGUGGAGGCAGGGCAAGGUGCGAAUGGGUACGUAGGGCAGGUUGAUACAUCUAGUGCCUAUGAUGGAAUGGACACUUUGAGUAAUGGCAGUCCAGAGUCAGAGGAUGGCUCUUCUUCUUCCGAUCAGUACAGCAGCGCCAGUGCAGGUGGUGGCGGCGGGAAUGGUGCCGCUUUGAGACAGAAACGAAAUGGGUUGGUCAAGCCGAACCGUGCUCCCGGUGGCGCAAAUCGUGGUCGAACAGCAGAGACGCCCAUGAAACAGCCAGGGUAUGGUAUGCAACAUCGACAGAUUGAUGAUGAUCUCAAGAUGCAUGGCGGUGCGGGGUCGACUGGCUUUGUUGUGGGUCAAGUGGUGGAUGUGAAGGCUUUGCAGGCGAAUACGCCGUACAUGUUGGUACCGGAUCCGAGGGCGGCUAAUGAUGAUGGAAACAUGUCUACUACGACGGAUUAUUUGGGGUUGGGGAAUCAGUUUGGGUUGUCUGAGCCGCUGUGGCCUUCUUCUGGUGCGGAAGGGGGAGAGCAAGGUGGAGAGCAGCGAAGGAGUACUUCAGGGCAGCAGAACGCAAUCUCGACGGUGGCGGGGGAGCAAAAACGAAGCUCAAGCCCAAAUCGACCCUACCGAUCGGAAGCAGAAAAGGAACGGGCUUGGUUGAAAAUGCUCAAUAGCUCCUCGAAUACUGCUAGUAGCAAUCGUACUUCAUCUCCUGACCAUGGAUAUGGAUCCAUCUCUCAAGACGAACCACUCAGAGCAGACGGGGAGAGGGAGAAAAUGGAAUCUCACCCUCAAGGCAGAAGUAUGUCUCUUGGAGGCAUUGGAGCUAUGAACCGUACCGGAGAUUGGGGGUCCUCUAACCCCACCACUGACCCCAACGCCAGCAACAGCAAUACUAGUGGAGGGAGGGGGGAUCGAAACCGGAAAAUGUCAAUGGGAAACAUGGCCCCUUCCGCGUCAAGUCAAGGAUUGGUCAAUUCGACUAGUUCAGGUUCCUUCGGAAGUGUGGAAGGAGGAAUGACGAGCUCUGUUAGCGCUGGGGCCUUAGAUGGGAAAACGGGCGGGGUAGGGGAAGGGCAGAUUCAUCUGCCAAUUGCACCGGGAAGUAGUGCUAUGCUGGAUGCUGCGAGAUUGAGUCAGUCUCGCCGACGAUAG